Maniola jurtina (meadow brown) is the source of this 1257-nucleotide messenger RNA. RefSeq names its product pupal cuticle protein G1A-like. The record is from RefSeq and is a predicted model, not a curated record. Lineage: Eukaryota; Metazoa; Arthropoda; Insecta; Lepidoptera; Nymphalidae. The transcript is spliced from 4 exons. Bases 1 to 1224 code for a protein of 407 amino acids.
AUGGCAGCUAAGAUUCUAUUAUUCCUGUGUACGGUAGCGACCGCCCGCGCUGGUGGCUUAUACGGCGCUUCAUACGCCGCCGCCCCAGUAGCCUCAUACGCUACAUACUCAGCUGCUCCAGCUUACUCCACUUACGCCGCACCUGCCAUCUCAUCUUACGCCGUGCCCGCUGUGCAGUCGUACGCCGCUCCCGCCUACACCUCGUACGCCGCUGCCCCCGUAGCGUACUCUGCCCCCGUCGUCAAGGCCGUCGCACCCGCAGUGUCCUCCGUGUCAUCUUACUCCAGCCACACAUCCCACGGCACCCCCGUGAUCGCUAAAGCCAUCGCUCCCGUCGCGACUUACGCUGCAGCACCCGCAAUCUCUACAUACGCCGCCGCGCCCGCUUACUCCGCGUAUGCCGCACCUGCAGCGUACUCGACUUACGCCGCCGCUCCCGUGUCUUACGCGGCCCACGCUGCCCCCGUCGCCACUUACGCCGCAGCACCCGUCCUGAAAUCGGUAGCUUACUCUGCUGGACCAGCGGUCGCGUACGGUUCAUAUGGCGGCUAUGGCUCAUACGGCGGCUAUGGCUACAACAGCGGCUACGGUCACGGCUGUUUGGACCGACCUACAGCCUUGACACUGAAUAAAAGCGCCCACGGCGAUGGCACACGAAACGAGUACACUAUAAAUGUCAAUACCAACACUUACCGGCUAUGCUAUAUAAAAGCAUCUGCUGUAGGAUCCAUAUUCAUUCCAACCACAACAACGGAACAAGCAAACAUGUACACAAAGGUCGUAAUCUUCAUGUGCGCCGCGGGCAUCGCCUCCGCUGGCAACCUCCUCCACGCUGCACCAGUCGCCUACAGCAGCGCUCCCGCAGUGUCCUACCAAACCAUCUCUACCCACUCCGCGCCCGCCGUCGCUACAUACUCCGCACCAGCCAUCGCUGCUUACUCCUCACCCUACGUAACGAAGACGAUCGGCGCCCCUGUCUCUUACUCGUCCGUGGCUCAUCCCGCCGUGUCCUACUCAUCAGUCGCCCACGCUUCCCCAGUAGCGUACUCCAGCCCCGUCUACGCUAAGACCAUCGCCGCUCCCGUUGCCACUUACGCCGCGGCUGCUCCCGCUUACUCCACUUACGCCGCUGCACCCGUACUGAAGUCCGCUAUCACUUACUCCGCCGCACCCGCAGUCUCUCACGUCUCGUACUCCGGCUUAGGUGCUACCUACGCAUGGUAAACAAUUAAAUAAAAAUAAUGAUGUACAUAGGCU